Messenger RNA from Symbiodinium pilosum, 2667 nucleotides. The record is from the annotation of a GenBank genome assembly. Lineage: Eukaryota; Dinophyceae; Suessiales; Symbiodiniaceae.
AUGCACUUCUCUGAGUGGGGCCAAUGUGCCAUUCUGAGGCUGCUGACAAAGUACACUGUUGCUGGUGAGACAGAGAUGUUCGACAUCAUGAACAUCCUGGAUGGCCUGCUAAAGCAGUCCAGCAGUGCGGUGGUCUUGUCGGUGACGAAGAUCUUCGUCGACCUCACCAGCAACCGCCCAGAUCUCCAGCAGGACGUGCUGCAAAGACUGAAGGGCCCGCUGCUUACGCUGAUGGCCGCAGCCAGCACGGAGCUGUCCUACACGGUUCUCGUGCACAUUCACGCGCUGCUGACGCGUGGCCAGCGGCAGAUCGAGGAGGUUGCCAAGCACAACAAGGCUGAUGAUGCCUGGAUCAUUGUGGAUGGAGACGUGUAUGACGUCACGAAGUUCGCAGCAGUUCAUCCGGGUGGCACCCAGCUCCUCCUGGAGUACGCGGGCAAGGACGCGACGGAGGACUUCUUUGGACUCCAUCGGCUGGAGGUUUUGGACAAGUAUUCGCGAUUGAAGAAGGGACGAGUGGCAGAUGCCGGACCAGCACCUAAGGAGGCAGCUGCACGACUAAUUGAGGUCAGCAAGGUCCCUUUUGCGGAGCCCAGCUACAUGCAGGGAUUCAAGUCCCCCUACUUCGACGAGACUCAUGUCAAGCUUCGCUUGGAAGCACGGAAGUUCUUUAGCGGGGAGACUAUGAAGGAGGCUCUGGAGUGCGAGGUGAAGUCCACGCCGCCUAGCAAGGAGAUGCGCAAGCGCAUGGGUGAGCUUGGCAUCAUUGCAAUGGUGCAGGGGCCGGGUGAGCACUUGAAAAUCCCUGCGAGCUUAUGCGGUGGUGUCGUGAAGCCCGAGCAGUUCAACCAUUUCCACGAGAUGGUGGUCCAGGAGGAGCGAUGCCGUACCAUGUGCCCAGGCUAUGAGGACGGCCUGGAUGGUGCAGUCUCCAUUGGGCUGCCGGUUCUGCUGAAGUAUGGCUCGGACUGGAUGAAGCAGGAGGUGGUUCCCAAAAUCGUCAAGGGAGAGGAGACGGUCGUAUUGGCCAUCACUGAGGCCUUCGCCGGUUCUGAUGUGGCUGGGCUCCGGACAACAGCUGUGCUGGACGCCUCGGGUGAGAACUACAUCGUGAACGGCACUAAGAAGUGGAUCACAGGUGGCAUGUACGCGGACUGGUUCGUGACAGCCGUACGUACCGGCAAAGCCGGAGCCGGGGGUGUCUCCAUGAUGUUGAUCCCCCGCUCCGAUGCCGUGCAAACGACGGUCAUGAAGACCAAGUACUCCAGCUCAGCUGGCACUGCGUACGUGACCUAUGAGAACUGCAUCGUGCCUAAGAAGUAUAUGAUCAAGGGUGAGAACAAGGGCUUCCAGAUCAUCAUGUCCAAUUUCAACCACGAGCGAUGGAUGAUCACAGUGGUGUGCAUUGCGAGGGCGCGGACUGCCACUGAGGAGACUUUCAAGUGGGCGAUGCAGCGCAAGGUUUUCGGAAAGCCUCUCAUCGAGCAGGCUGUGAUCCGUGAGAAGCUGGCGCAGAUGUUCGCGGGUAUUGAGACGUGCACACAGAUGCUGUGGGACAUCACCUACAACAUGAACCAUGUGGGAACCCAGGGUCCUGAAAUCGGAGCGCGCAUCGCUCUCCUCAAGUAUCAGACCACCCGCAUGAAUCACAUGGUGUGCGACAACGCCGUGCAGGUCUUUGGAGGCCGUGGCGUGACUCAGGGCGCCAUGGGCCGUGCUGUGGAGGUCUUCUCAAGGAUGUACAAGAUCCCGGCUGUCUACGGCGGAAGCGAAGAAAUCAUGGCUGACCUCGCAGUUCGUACGGUAGAGGCCCCACUGAACCCAAAGCUGCAAGCAGUCAAAGCACAGGGCCCUCCUGGAAGAGUCUUUGCCGGAGACUUCAAGCAGUUCUUCUGCCGCUACAACGAGCCUUCGUACAUCAAGCAGGUGAAGAUUGAUAUCCUCACAAUGCUGGCAGACUUCAACAGUGCUGAGCAUGUCGUGACGGAGCUUAGCGAGUAUGUCACUGAUGUGGACGCAGAGAUUGCUCGCAGAGCAAUUCAAGCGAUAGGCAAAAUCGCAGUGCAUGUUCCCUCCACCUCCGAAAUGAUCGUCAGUUCGUUGACGAACCUUCUGGAGCUGGACAUUGACUAUGUCUGCACUGAAGCUGCGGUAGUGAUGAAGGACCUGGUCAGGAAGUAUCCCGAGCAGUUCCAACAGGCUUCCGGCGCAGUUCAGAAGUGUCUGAGAAUAGUGACGGAGCCUGAUGGGAAGAGCGCUUUGCUCUGGAUCCUCGGCGAGUAUGGCCUGCUCAUUGAGGAUGCGCCCUACUUGCUAGAGCCCAUGAUCGACAGCUUCAUGGAGGAAUCUGGGGUGGUCCAGCUGGAGAUGCUAACUGCAGCAGUGAAGCUCUUCUUCUGCCGGCCUCCGGAAGUGCAGAGAAUGCUGGGCUGCCUGCUGCAGAAGGCAAUCCAGGAAUGCACUCAUCCGGAUGUUCGAGAUAGAGCUCUGCUGUACUACAGGCUACUCCAGGUCUCCCCCGAGGAGGCGAGGCGCGUGAUCUGCGCGCCCAAGGAGGUGGUGGACGAGUUCCAGGAGGAGAUGGAUGUCGAUCUGCGGGAUAGAGUCUUUGACGAGUUCAACUCGCUCAGCACGGUCUACAAGCAGCCGGCCUCCAAAUUCAUCCAG